AUGUCGAUACAGACCGACCAUGAGGGUGGGGCCAGAUCUAGGGCUACUAAAGCGGCCGCCGCGCAAACCAACCAAAGGAAACGUGCGGCGGGGAAGAAGGCUGAGGUUGGAACGAAGAAGUCCGGGAAGAAGGCGGAGGACAAGGGGAAGCAACCAACGGCACGCAAGCGUGUUUCGGCCGUGAAGAGCGAUGCGGGUGUUGCCACUGCUGCCCUCGAGCCCGGUCCUUCCGACGACGGCACCAUCGGCGGGAACGAAGACCCUGGGCGUGGCGGCGUGAGUGUUGCCGUCCGGCCGGGGGACGGAGAGGGCUUGGCAACUGGAGGAAAGCACGACGAGGCUCCCGGCGACGACCAGGCCGCAACUGUGGUGUCCGUGGCAGAGGCAUCACAGCAGCAUAUGACGCUGCCCCCCCCCCCGUGGUCGAAGCAGAGGAAGAGCGAUGGGGAGGAGGAGUAUGACACCCCCGUGGCCGAGGACAUCCCCAUACGCGCAAAGAGGAGGCAGACGACAGCCAGCGGUGACGACGCCGGUGGUGCUGAAGUUGGGACAACGCGAGGCACCACGGAGCCAAGUGGCUUGGCGACAGAUCAUGCUUUGCGGCAAAAGGGCCGACCCGAAGACGACGAUGAUGAGGAGGAGCAGGAGGAUGAGGAUGGCGACGAGGGGAAGGAGAAGGAGGACGAUGAGGAUGAGGAUGAGGACGAGGAGGAGGACGAUGAGGGGGAUGACGAGCCUGAGGAGGAAAAGAGUGAGGAGGAGGAGGAGGAGCAGGAGGAGGAGGAGGAGGAUGAGGAGGAGGAGGAGGAGGAGGAGGAGGAGGAGGAGGAGGAGGAGGAGGAGGAGGAGAGGAGGAAGAGGAGGAGGAUGAUGCGUGAUAGUGUGAGGGCACACGGGGCUGCUGCUGAAGACGUUGAUCCCCUUGGCCAGAGAGGGGUUUCUACACACCCUUUUCCGGAUGUCAUGGAUGCGCUGGGCGAAGGUGCAGAGCAUGGGCAGUUUGUUACACGAGACGAGUUCCAGCAGCUACGGUCUGAGAUGUACGCCAUGUUUGCUCAGCUCGGCCUGCGUCGUGGAGCAACUGCCAGCUAUGCCGGGGGGACUGCAGUGGUGCCUAUGGCUGGUACCCCGCCGCCGAUGAGUGCCGUGGACAGGGCACGUGUGCUUGUGCUUCGGGAGACCAACCCAUUCCCGUAUUACCCUGCACCGGAGGAAGUGUUCGAGGCCUUCGCUGUCCACUUGUCUGCCGAGGGGCUAGAGUCAAUGAAGCUGCUGUGGUUGCACAACGACAAGUCAACCAUGGGUGUUUUCAACCACCAGAUGUCAUCAACCAGGUCAACAAUCAACACCACCCUCAGGCCAGCAACGUACGCCGGCAUGGGUCUCUCCGAUUACGCCAAUGCGGUGGAUUGCCUGCCCACUGAGCUACACCCAAAGAAGUGGUUCAACGACGAGCAACUCCUGGCGGAGUACAGAGAUGAACAGUGGGCCCUCAACUGGCACUUUGACAAGGCCACCGGAACACCCUUCAGCAACCCCUUGUUUGCUUAUGCGUUCAAGCUCUCCUUCAAGAGGAGCGGGGUCGUGUUCACCAAGUUCAAGAGCCGCAUGGUGGCAUGGGGCCUGUUUUCGCUGGAGCAUAUACUCGUUACCCCCCCUCAUACACCAUCCACCCAACCCUACACCACAUUGCAGAUCGAGUGGCCCCUUCUGCAGGACAAGCGCCGCAAGCGAAUUCCGGCCCAGCCGGAACAAAACAGGCCGGACUACUUCGAAUGGUGUGACAAGGUCAAACAGAUGAUACACUUUGCCGUCGUGGAGCGACGCAUCCCACACGAUCCGGCUCGGGGUGCGUUCGUCUUCCCGAACAAGUUCCUCAUCGACGAUGGCGACCUUGGAGAUGUUGUUCUUGCCCACCGGGCGCUUGCAGGGCCCACCAUUGAGUAG
Closterium sp. Yama58-4 is the source of this 1947-nucleotide messenger RNA. The record is from the annotation of a GenBank genome assembly. NCBI's taxonomy places the organism in Eukaryota, Viridiplantae, Streptophyta, Zygnematophyceae, Desmidiales, Closteriaceae.